GUAGUCCUUGCUCCUUCCUUACCGGAGCAUCCCAUCCCAGAGGUGGUCCAGAGCGGUUGCCAUGGCGACGGGAGGCAGGCAAAGAGAGAGAAGUGACACAUCCAGGAGGGAGGGAGGCCAGGAGAGGCUCUGGCGAGGCUAAAUUUAGGCAGCCAGUCUGGGAGGGGAGAGGGAGGCUCUGGCUUGCUCUGGAAGGGGGAAAGGGGGACAGUGGGGAGACCCAGGCCAAUGGGGGGCCUGGAGGAAAUGGGGCCCCAGAGGCAGCAUCAACAGCCGAGGCAGCAUCAACAACGGCCCUGCGGAGGAGGCAGGAGAAGAAGGGAAGAGGGAGCAGGCCGGAGGGUUUCAGCACCAGCAGCCUUGAAGGAGCUGUUUUGGCCUCCCCGGUGGUAAUAUGGCGAAGGAGAACUCGGCUUUCUCCGCCAUCCCCGAGACCCCGGUGUCCGAAUCCAAAGUGGCCCUCCCCCCUUCCCGUCAGCUGAAGCCGGCCCUGGCACGGCGCUUGGGCGAGGAGCCGGAGAAGGCCGAGAAGAAGCGGGGCCGGCAGCGGUACGUGGAGAAGGACGGCAAGUGCAACGUCCAGCACGGGAACGUCCGAGAGACUUACCGCUACCUCACCGACAUCUUCACCACCUUGGUGGACCUGAAGUGGCGUUUCAGCCUCCUCGUCUUCGUCCUGGCGUACGCCAUCACCUGGCUCUUCUUCGGACUCAUCUGGUGGUUCAUUGCUUACUGUCGUGGAGAUCUUGACCACCUCGGAGACGAUGCCUGGACACCCUGUGUCAACAACCUCAACGGCUUCGUCUCGGCCUUCCUCUUCUCCAUCGAGACGGAAACCACCAUCGGCUACGGCCACCGGGUCAUCACGGACAAGUGCCCUGAGGGCAUCAUUCUGCUCCUUCUCCAGGCCAUCUUGGGCUCCAUGGUCAACGCCUUCAUGGUGGGUUGCAUGUUUGUCAAGAUCUCCCAGCCCAACAAGCGGGCCGAGACGCUGGUCUUCUCCACCCAUGCCGUCAUCUCGCUACGGGAUGACCGGCUUUGCCUCAUGUUCCGGGUGGGGGACCUGCGCAACUCCCACAUCGUUGAGGCCUCGAUCCGGGCCAAACUGAUCAAGUCCAAGCAGACCCAGGAAGGGGAGUUCAUCCCCCUCAACCAGACGGACAUCAACGUGGGCUUCGAGACCGGCGAUGACCGUCUUUUCCUGGUCUCGCCCCUCAUCAUCAGCCACGAAAUCAAUGAGCACAGCCCCUUCUGGGAGGUCUCCAAGGACCAGCUCCAGAAGGACGAAUUUGAGAUCGUGGUCAUCCUUGAAGGGAUGGUGGAGGCCACAGGGAUGACUUGCCAGGCCCGGAGCUCCUACUUGGUGGACGAAGUCCUCUGGGGCCACCGCUUCAUGUCCGUCCUUUCCUUGGAGGACGGCUUCUACGAGGUGGACUACAACAGCUUCCACCUGACCUUCGAAGUCCCGACGCCCAGCUGCAGCGCCCAGGAACUGUCUGAGGCCGCAGCCCGGAUGGACGCCCAUCUCUACUGGUCCAUUCCCAGCCAACUGGAUGAGAAAGUGGAGGAAGGGACCGAGAAGGGGGGAGACGGGAACAAGGAGAGGAAUGGAAACCUCACCAGCCCAGAGAGCGAGUCCAAGGUGUAAUGGGGGCAAAUAAGGGGCAAGAGAGAUCCAAGACGGGGCACAAAGGGUCAUGCCAAUGGAGGGGAAGGUAGGCCAAAGCAAAGAGUAAAUAGAAGCAAAGCGUAGCAAAGAGUGCUUUCGGAUACGUGGCAGGGACAGCCAUUGAGUGCUAUUUCUGGAAGUCUAUGCAACCAGAAAUAGUAUGGGAAAACAAAACAUAGACACAGAGAGAGAGAGAAGGGUUGAGAGAGAAGUGCCAUGGACCUGGGCAAUAAAUUAGUACAUUGGAAUGUGAAAAAAGAGCCAAACCAUCGCUAAGGAA
Molecule: messenger RNA, 1949 nt
Organism: Anolis sagrei ordinatus
Lineage: Eukaryota; Metazoa; Chordata; Lepidosauria; Squamata; Anolidae
Gene: KCNJ9
Product: potassium inwardly rectifying channel subfamily J member 9
Biological process (GO): potassium ion import across plasma membrane; regulation of monoatomic ion transmembrane transport
Cellular component (GO): plasma membrane
Molecular function (GO): G-protein activated inward rectifier potassium channel activity
Source: RefSeq, a predicted model, not a curated record